UCACCACCUCACGCUCGGCUGCGUCGGUCGCUCGUCGGUCUGUCCCCCCAAACAACCCAUCGGGCCUUCUUCUCUCUCCCCCACUGCCCUUCCCAUCGUCUGAAGGGCAUUAUCUCAACAACACCAUCCACCGAUCUCCGCCAUCAUGCCGGCCGUCAGCUCUGCCAGCUCCACCACAAACGGUCGCUCCAGCCGAUCCGGGGCUUCCAAGAAGAUCCUCGUCCUCAAGCUGUCAUCCGAACUGUUGAGUCAGUUCGUAACGCCGCCGCCCGAGGGAAAGGACCGGAAGAGCAAACGAACCAGCGUUAGCAACGUCGAGUCUCCCAUCAAGAUCAGGGAGCCUUCGUCUCCGGCCUCGUCAUCAGCCGAACCACCUCUCCCUCCGUCCUCUGUGGACAAUGCAUCCGAUGCUGCCUCGACCCCCGCGGCGGGCACCUCGGCUGCAGACACUCCUCGUCGCAAGGGUGUUCCUGGCCCUAAGCCAGGCACCAAGAGAGGCUUGCACCAGACGAGUGAGACCACCCCGAAGCCAAGAGGCAAGCCGGGCCCGAAGAAGAAGCCUAGAUUGGAUGACGGCACCGUCGACCAUGCCAAGUUGGUGGCCAACCACAAGCUAGGUCCCAAGGCCAAUAUGGGCGCGAUCAAUGCCGGUCUGCGUGCUCUAGAUCGCACGGGGGCUCCAUGUCGUCGAUGGGAACGCAAGCCUCUCCAGCUGAAGAGCUUCACGGGCAUCCAAUGGAUCCUGCCAUCCUGGCGAACUCCCCGGCCCUUGAAGUCGGAGCACGACGAGGCCCAUGGGAUGGCUCUCGAGACGGGCGACAGCGACAGCAAGGCCAACCAAAGUGCUAGUGGCGUCCCCAGCGAGAAGAGUGCCGGCGACGGGGAUCUCACCCCAGCUCCUCCCAAUCUUACCGAAGCCUCCUCCCCCGCCAUUGUCAUGGCGGCUUGAGGGGUCUCUCCAUCCAUCCACAUAUCGUCCUUCUUCCUGUACAUUAUUUUCGACACUACUACCUUUAUUUCUUUUGACGCUCUGGUGAUGCUUUUCUUUGUUUCUCCUUUCUUGUUACUGGAUUUGGCGUUAGGUCUAGGACGGUCACCGG
Aspergillus sclerotioniger CBS 115572 is the source of this 1100-nucleotide messenger RNA. RefSeq lists its product as uncharacterized. Gene Ontology annotation, cellular component: Ino80 complex. Lineage: Eukaryota; Fungi; Ascomycota; Eurotiomycetes; Eurotiales; Aspergillaceae. The transcript is spliced from 2 exons. The record is from RefSeq and is a predicted model, not a curated record. Gene Ontology annotation, biological process: chromatin remodeling. Bases 146 to 949 code for a protein of 267 amino acids.